Wyeomyia smithii (pitcher-plant mosquito) is the source of this 2541-nucleotide messenger RNA. It is a transcript of the gene PGS1, whose product is annotated as CDP-diacylglycerol--glycerol-3-phosphate 3-phosphatidyltransferase, mitochondrial. The record is from RefSeq and is a predicted model, not a curated record. Lineage: Eukaryota; Metazoa; Arthropoda; Insecta; Diptera; Culicidae. Gene Ontology annotation, cellular component: mitochondrion. Gene Ontology annotation, molecular function: CDP-diacylglycerol-glycerol-3-phosphate 3-phosphatidyltransferase activity. Bases 762 to 2264 code for a protein of 500 amino acids. Gene Ontology annotation, biological process: cardiolipin biosynthetic process. The transcript is spliced from 5 exons.
CACAAUUUCACGUUUUUCAAUGAAUACAAGCUUAUUCUACUCGUACAAAUAAGAUUUUUUGAUAAAGAGUGAAUUCUUUUAUCAAUAAAUUUUAUUGGUAAGAGCAGAUUUCGCCAUCCCCUUUGGGCCCUUUUCACAUGUUUGGCGAGAGUUCUCUUUUUGCAUAUGUUCGCAAUCGCGCUCGCGCAGCGUACGGUUCGAAAUCUCGUCGGGUGCAUAUAUUUUACAUAAAGUCGUAUUUCAACUGCUCUUUGCUGUUUUGUGAAUAACGUGAAGUUUCUCUUUCUGAUUCAAUCUUACAAUAAACGUUAGGGCAGCAACAUUGUUCUUUUCGUGAGACAUUUUGACUGUUCCCAUACAGAACCUGUAUUUAUUGGAGUGUGAAAUCGAGUGCACUGUUAUUUGAGCCGCAUGUUAUUUUCGUGACUCAAUUCAUUAGCAUUAUUAGCUAUAAUUUGCGUAUGUACACAUCGGUGAAUGUAGCACCGCUAACCUUUCUCCUAUUGACUCGUAGAACAGUAAUGUUAAUGUUACACAUCAUCGGUUCGGUAGUGUUCCUAACGCAAAGUAGUGAUGGCUCUCAUUGAUGUCCUCUUCAGCUUGCUCCCUUUGUGCGUUCGAUGUUUAAAAGAAUGCGUAUGAAGAAAAAGCUAACAUUUUGCUGCCCAAUUUUCGUUUUUAUUGCGACCAAGGUAGGAGUGAUUGAAGAAAAGGAUUGAAUCGGAUUACAGUCCGAAAGCUGGCAGCUCAUCUUACAGUAUAUGUUUAAAAUGAUUCGUCGGUUAUUCAGCACCUUUAUAACGGAUUGUCCACCGACGGGAGAGUUUCUUCCUACGGCCUCAUCGAACAGCAGUUCGCAAGCAACUGGUAGUAGUCCAAGUUCUAUUACUUUUCGAUCAAGGCAUCUGGAUUCUCUCAACUGGUUAUACACGGUUUCACCUUGUUUUCCGCUAUCCGGCAAUCAAGUCGAUAUAAUCUAUGAUCCAGAUACCUUCUACAAUAUUUUAGUAUCAAAAUGUGCAACUGCCAAAAGAAGAAUUAUGCUAGCAAGUCUCUAUCUGGGUGUUGGCAAGUUAGAGAACCGCUUGGUAGAUGUCAUUCAUGAUAGCAUGCGCGAAAAUUUACAACUGAAGGUAGACGUUCUGCUGGAUUUCUCUCGUGGUACGCGUGGAGAAAAAAAUUCCAAGUCUCUCUUGAUGCCACUGUUACGGGAAAGUGAUAAUUUCCGAUUAUCUUUAUAUCAUACGCCGGUAUUGAGAGGCCUUACUAAACGACUUGCUCCACCGCGAUGGAAUGAACUGCUUGGUAUUCAGCACAUGAAACUGUAUCUGGUUGACGAUACGAUUAUACUGAGUGGCGCAAAUCUUUCGAAUGACUAUUUCACCAACCGUCAAGAUCGUUACGUAAUGAUUGAAGAUCAUAGUUUGGCCGACUUCUACGCCAACUUUAUUGGAAAAGUGCAAGAGUUCAGUCUCAAAGUGAAUCGAAAUGGAGAAACAAAAUUACACGAAAAUUGGAAUAUGUUACCAUAUAAGUGCACACAAAUGGAUUUUGCUGCCGAAGCCAAGGACCGAAUUCGAAGUUACUUUAAAGGAACACUAGAACAACAGCGGACUGUUUGUGAAAAUGACACUGGUGCAGAUACGUGGGUGUUUCCACUAAUAGAGAUGGGACAAUUAGAGAUUCACCAUGAUAGUCUAAUCACUAAAAAUCUUCUUUCAAAUUGUUUGAAAGGCUCACAACUAAAAUUAGCUACGGGUUACUUUAACUUAACGGAAACCUACAUGAAAACCAUAACAAACGAUUGUGAAGCAGAGUGCAACAUACUUAUGGCACACCCGAAUGCAAACGGGUUUUUGGGAGCCAAGGGGCCGGCCGGUGGUAUCCCUGCAGCGUAUUCACUCAUCGCUAGAAAGUUUCAUGAAAAUCUCAAAGCAUCAAAUCAACAGCAUCGCGUAUCUCUGAUGGAAUACGAGCGACCCGGCUGGACCUACCAUGCAAAAGGGCUAUGGUAUUACUUACCGGGAUCUUGUCUACCGGAUUUGACAUUAUUCGGUUCGUCUAAUUUUGGCGAACGGUCUGUGAAUCGAGACCUGGAAGCGCAAAUAUGUAUGGUGACCAUGAACAAGAACCUGCAACGAAAGCUCCAAACGGAAUAUGAAAACAUUUUGCAACAUUCGUCAAAGGCUGAAGCAGAACUAUUGGCUCGACCUGUGCCGCGUUGGGUCCGAGCAAUUGUCGGUCUAUUUAGAAAUUUUUUCUAACUCUUUUCGUUACUAACUGUAAGACGUUAUUUAUUGUAAAGUUCUAGAUAAUUAAUUCAAACCAAAAAAUAGAGCCACGCUGAACAUACAUUACAAUCUAGUUACUCGAAGCAUUAGCUGUAUUCCGUGUUAUUGUUUUUAGAUACCAAGAAUAUGAUCAAAAGUUGACGCACAAUUAUCGUCAAUGUGAUUGAAGUCAGCGCUAGUCUUUAUAACAGUCAAGAAACCGAAAAAAAACAACAGAUUUUACGAAUAUAUGUUGAAGUUUAUUACCGCA